AUGCAAAAGAUCGAGAAACGACCGGAGAAACCUGUCGCCGACGGGCCUUCAAGAAGUUUGACGGCAAUCUCGCGCUGCUGACUUUUACAAUGCGAAAAAGAUAUCCAGCUUUUUCCGGGACGAAAGCAGUCUAAUUUGACAUAGGUUCAAAAACGAAAAUCAAGAAUAAAAUAAUUAAAAUCGUUAUCGAGCAAAAACACGAAUUAGAAGAGAAACUGGACUGCUGGCGGCGAAAAAAAAAACGUUUCGGAUUUCUGACGGAGCGCGUGGCAGAACUGAAUAAAUAAACAGAAUGAAAAAAAUUAUGAACAUAAAAUUAAUUAUCGAUUCACAGAAUAUACAUAAUUAUAUAAUCAUCAAAUGAAAUCGAAAAAAAUUGGCAUUUCUCAAUAAGUGCAGAGCUUUGUUAUCAAAUCCAGCAGCUCAAGUGACAAUUAUGCCAUUUGUAUAAAGUGAUUAGUAUUAAAGCUAUUUGAGAACCAGAUUCGAUUGGCGAAGUAGCCGCUUCAUGGUUCGAAAAUCAAAAAAAAAUGAAACUGAAUCAAAAAAAAGCGAGCGCGGAUACGUCAAAAACAUGUCCAGAAUACGGAGGGCCAGAAACCGUCAUAAGACAAACACUCCACCCUUUUUGUUUACUGAAUCUAGAUUACGAUCACUGGCCGUAAAAAAUUUAAAAAACCCUCGAUGGCUAAAGUUUUUUUUUAUGAGACAGUAGAAAAUGAACGCUCGGCGAAAAUCGAAAAUGAGCAAAUUCAUGUAAGUUACAAUGUCUUUCAUUAAAAAAAAAUAGAAAAACAGAAAAAAAAGAAAAAUUUAUCAAACUUCUGGAAAUAUUUAUUCCCAACAAGAUUACUUUUGAACGCGUCGUAUCGCAACGAAAGAAAAAAAUUCAAGACUUCGAUUACUGUCAUGAUAUAUUCUGCAUUUUUUUUUUUUUUCACUCAAAAAAACGUUUAACGUUUCAAUGUUAAUUUAUCUGAUUCUUUAUACCGUGUUCAAAUUUGCGCAAAGUAAUUUCCGCGGUAUGCAAAAUGGUCUCUGACCCCCCUUUUGUUUAGUUAUCUUUUUUUUAAAUCUCUGACGGCUAUUUUUCGCGGAAUCAUUUUGAACACGGAAUUAGUUUAAAAAUUUGUUGAGUUUCACUGGUUUUGGAGUUUUUUUCAGUUUCUGCUAAAUUAAAAUUGUUUAUAAAUUUUAAGAAUUUUUUUACAAUUUUUUUCUUUUAUACAUCCAAAAUGCGGAGUUAAAUCCAUGUUAAUAAUUCAGGUUAGAAGAAAGAGAGAAACGCUCGAACAGUUCAGCAAAAAAUGCCGAGAGGAUAAAGAUGUACGUUUUCCUUUUUGCCUUAAUAUAUUACCACUGAAAAUAAGCUUGCGUCAUGUAUCAUUAUUUAAAAUGCUCGAACGAAAAAAUCUAGUUUUCAGUUUUCUUAUUGUAGUGAAAGACUUUACGACAAUGAAGUGGAAGAAAAAUUCAGACCAAAGAUGUUCGAGUCGAAAUGGGAUAGGACUUUUCUGUUUUUUUAAAAAUAAACACAUUUCGAUUUAUUUAGAAAUAUGUGUUUUGAUAGCACACUGAAAAAAACUGUUCGAGAUGGUAAAUAAGUUCAAAAACAGCAAGCAUUUCGAAACACACUUCAAAACCCAAAAAAAGAUGAAAAAAAUAAGGCGCAAAAAAAGUUUUUGAAAUUGAAUGGAAAUAUGUUGUUCAACCGAAUAAAUACAUUGAUAGUAGGGAUGAAAUUAGAGCUUUGCUUCUAAAAAACGUUUAAGAGAAAAAAAUCGCAAAAAUCGGGUAUACUUAACCAUUCCGGGCAGAUUGUAAAGCAGGCUGUCGCGAUUUUGGCACAGGGCCAAAUUCGGCGAGACGCACCAGAGUGACGUCAGAGACGCAGCGGCCGUGGUUUCACAAUGGCGGGUCUGAGAAUGAGGCGUGUGGUCGCGCGGUUAUAAUCCCCAACUCUCGCGCUUUCGCGGUAUUUUUUUUGCUUUAUUCAACACCAAAGGAGAGAAAAAACGCUGAGUUCGUUGAUAUUUCCGAAAAAGGGGAAAAAUAAAUACAAACAGUGAAUUUUUAAAAUUUUCGAACUUUGUUCAGAACGGUUAGCAAUGAGAAGAGUUCCUAUGCUAUUAAAAAUUCAUGUUCUUCAAAAAAAAAAGCAUAAAAGUGAACCCUCGCAGUGCAAAAAACACUACAUAUUUAUACUAGGUUUGCUUGGAAUUAACGCAAAACGGUCGCACUGGAAAUGGAUCAACGCGCAGCAACUGCGAAGCGGUUAGUUGUUCCGACCUCAAAACGAGUUGCAUGUGGUCUCAUGAAUAUAUCUUGUCGUCUAAGCAGAGGUUUGGAUAGUACUAUUUUUCAAACCAGCUAUUUAAUCAAAUAUGUGCCUUGAAACUACUCGAACUCCCGUCUCUCGAAAGUUUACGCUACCUAAAAUCUAAAGUCCAUGAUCUGAAGAUAUCGAAACUUAUUUUAAAUUCUUCUUCAUGUCAUUUAUUUUGCAAACCAAGAACACACUCUUUCAGUUUUUAAAACAGCCAUAUGUCACGAAACGAAUUAAUUACGGAAAACUUAUCCAAACAAAAAGCCAUAUCUUUUAUAAUUUACGGUUCUAAAUAUAGUUCUAGGACCAAAAAUUGAGGGUCUCUGAGGUUUCAAAAGAAACAUUUUAAUUUUUGCAAACCAAAUAUUUAGCGCCAAAUGUGUGGUUCCUACUCCCAUAUAAUUUACCGCCUAUAUUAUAUGUCUUGUCCGAUGACAAUUCUUCGUGAGAACCUAAUUUUCUUCUGCCAGGUUCUUCAUUUGGUGAUCGGAGGUUACCGUAUGGGAGGUUGUCGCUUUAAAUUUCGACUCUGUUGCGGUUAAAUGUUUUUUUUAGCGAGGUUGAAACAAAAUAAACUCUUUUCUAAGUAUCUUUUCUGAGUGCUUUUGGUGCCUAUUUCAUUAAAGGAUUUUUUAAAGACUUUCUGUCCGGUUCACUAGGGCACGAGAACUUGGAAAUGGUACUGAUCCGAGAAGUUUUUCUGUUUUUUGUGCUCAUUCAAAUUACUGAAAAUAUAAACAUGUCUAUCCGCAAAAAAGUUGAAAUUCGAGUCGAUAAGUUUCCAUAAAGGGAAAUUUUCUAUCUCUAUAAACACUAUUCCUUUCCUAGAAUCAUUUUUAUCAUUCUUCUGAUUUUCAGCAAAAGAAGUUCAAAAUGGGAUUCCAACAUUUCAUAAUGUUAGUACUUAAUGCGGUUCUUCAAGUAUUUAGUUUUACUAUUAACAGUUUAGUUCUUUUCGUCUUUUACCGGUGAGUUAUUUAGAAAGACCUUUGAAAAUUUAUUUUGAAGGAAGCCAUCAAUUCUUUCGAGCACAAAUCACCAACUUAUACUUCUUUUAUCAAUUGCUGACUGGCUGUACGCCUUCUGCUGUGAGUUCAGUUCUAUCGAAUAAUAAAAAUCAACUUGAAAUCCUUCUUCAAGGUUUAGCGUUCAAAGUUUGCGGAGAAAGAUCAACUUUCGCAGCAAGUAGUUAAAAACUAGAAUAAUUUUUUUUAAUUUCAAAAAUAACCUAAAACAUGAUUCCCAGCUGUUCCUGGAAUGCUGUAUUUAAUUAUCAACUGGCGCCCAACUAAUAUUCAUUACGAUCCUUUCAUAACUGUUUAUUCGAAUUCACCUCUGAUAAUUGAAUAUAAAAUCAAUCUGACUAUUACUAUUGCCGUAGCUGUGGAUCGUUGCUUGGUAGGUCCACUUUUUUUGUUCAAUAUAUUGAUCAUUUUGUAAAAAAACUUUCUAGCUGUAUAAAUUUUAAUUGUGGAAAUAAAUGAUGUUUGGAUGAAAUUUUUCAGAACCAAUAAAAAAAGCCUAAACCUAGACGAUUUUCGAGUGAGAAAAAGUGAAAGUGAAACUUUACUCGAUGGUUCUCAGGAAAGAUCGUUUGAGAAAACCUUAAAGAAUAAUAGAAAUAUUCACAAAACAUCAAAUUUUUAGAGUUUCUCUCAUUGAAGGUCUUAAACUUCCUAUGAUUACAGGCGAUUUUCCUACCAAUCUGGUAUCAUCAACGGAAAAAUAGCCAUUUUUCGAGGACCGUUGCCGUGAUCGGAGUACUGUUCGGUUUUCUGGACUUUCUGUUACUGUGUGUUCUUGGCGACGUCCAUGACGUCCCCGGUUGUACUGCCGCAGGUUGUUUCGUUUCUUCUCUGUCUCGAAAGUGUCUCGGAUACACUAAUGCGGUGAUUUCCACUGUGUCCAUUUCAUUUAAAUAGUGAUUUGUUUAGUUUCUCGGCCUGACAGUGGCAGUUCUCACGUUGACGAUCAUGAUCAAACUAAAGACAUUCAAAAAAACAAGCCAGUUGAAGCAAUCGAAAUCAACAGCAAAGUUAAACGAUCAAAACCAACGACGUUUUGCUCAGGUUCAAAUUUGAGCCUUUUCUCUUGGUUGAUAACUUUAUAUUUACAAGGCGAACCGUGUCGCUUGCGCCAUUCUGCUGACAUCUCUGAGCUUUUGCACAAUUCCCAGCCUUUUCAUCGGCGCAGUUGAAGUUUUCACGUGGCUCAACCUUGUUUUUGCAACUAUUGGCCCAUUUUACAUCACUGGCUUGGUCUUGACAGGUGAGGAGACCUUUCUAAUGUUAGAAAAGUCGGUCGGUUUUUCAACUUCGUCAUUUUUGAACUUUCCGAUUUUUCUACAGCUCGAAAUUGUUUAAUUCUACACAAUUCUUAUAACUAUUAGUGUUGAUAGUCUGAAAAUGUCAAAAUGGCGGUCAGAGAGAAUUUUUUUUUAGAUUGAAACUCAGGUCGGCCUUUUUUAAUCGACUUGAAAGUAAAUUUUUUUAUGUGCAAAUGGUUUUUGAUAAGAUUUUAGGAAUAGCGAAAAUAGAAAUAUUCAGAAAAAGGGAAUUUGAGAACAUUCCAUGAACAGAUCUGUGAGAGUCAAGCUUCGAAACUGUAUACAUUAUGAAGAAAAAAAUGUACUUUCAAACCUUUAUCUUCCCGGAAUCGUCGUAAAGACUUUAAAAAUUUAGAAAAAAUGCCAUAACAAAAAAGUACCGACCGACUUUCCAGCAUGCCUUUUAGACCUCUUAUUUUGACCACAUUUCAGGAAUUUCCAAUGGAAUAAUUUUCCUCCGAUUGAACAGUGACGCGAUCAAAGUUAUCAAACAAGUUCUCUCAAUGAAGCUGGAAAAGAACACGAGCAAUCAAAUCACGGUCCAAUCUAUUUCUUGAAGAGAAAUCAUGUUAUCAGUUGGAAGUACCUUGAACUUCGUCGACAAUUGGUUAGUUCAAAAGAUACCUUUUCAUCCUUGUUAAAUUAGUUUGUGAUUUGAUAAAGUUUUUGAUUUUUUUUAUCAUAUUUGUCAGACUUUCUCAAAAAUAAUAGCUGUAAAGAACUCAAGAACAGCGUCCCCAGUGAUAAUUUGAAGGUGAUGCAAUUUCAGAUAAAUUUUUUUAAGAAAUAAAAGAUAAUAUCUGUCUAAUAUUAAUAAUAAUCACUCUAAGCAUAGAUCUUCAAGUUUCUACGUAGAUUCUUAAGAUAAAGAAUGUGAUUUUGAGCCAUAACGUAGAAAGUUGUCUUACAGGUCUCUGACCCUGGUAAGAAGCUUAAAAAAAAGCCGCGAAAAUAAAGCUUUAUUGUUAAACAAAAGUAUAAGUUUAUUAGGUUAGGAAUUUUGAUCUUCCGUAAACAGUUCUGAAAAAGGGGCGGGCUGGUUCACCUUCUAUUCCCACUCCGGGCUUUCAACAGUCUUUUGCUGCUAUACAUCUCAUUUUUGCGACUUUUGCGUGGAGUUAGAAGCUUGUUGAAGUUCUUGAAGGCAUGUCUCCAAAGUUUUCAGACUUCUAUGUUGACGAAAGUCACAUUUGAGCCUUCAAUAAUGUAAAGAUUAAGUUAGACGCACGACUUAGGCUAUACUGUCGAUGCAUUCAUUGAGAAAUGGAUAGAUCACUAUAGCAGCCACUUGAAGACUUCUACUCGGCUAGUUCCAGGUCUUAAGGCCAUCUCCGUCGGCACGGCAAGGGUGGGCGGAGGAGCUGCCGCCGCCGAGCCAAUCGAUUUCUUUCCUUUUUCGUCUCUCCGCUUUUCCAUACUUUUUUAUCCCAUCUUUUUCGGUUCCCCUGGGACCAUGUGAGUUGGCCCCACGAAUUUUUAAUUUUUCUUUUCCACGCUCUUUUUUCCAGCUUAAAGUUUCAAGCGCUCGGAAAACAUUUGACCAACUCACCUGUUUCUCUUUAAAAGCUUUCUGGGAUUGAACUCUGAGGUUUUUUCCGGUUAUUAUUGAUUCUCAAUUCAUUAAAAAGAUCUUUUUUUUAGUUUUUGUCGGCUCAAAUCUCUAUUCAAUUCUCUUAACAAGCUUUAUGAGCUUUCCAAAAGGUCCAGCUUAUUUUUUAUAUUUAAGAGGCCUUAGUUUGAUUGAAAAGUUAUAAAGUAAGAGUCCUGAGAAUUAUUGCUCAGCAUAUGGGAAAGUCUCAGUUUUUUUUUCGAAAAGAUUCUUUUUUCUUUUUUACCCUUUUUUUCGAGAAAUGAAAACUGGACUGCCCUAAUCUGCAUGGGAAAAAUUUGUUUUGACAUUUGUUCCAAACCAAAAAACGACUCAAUUAUUCUUCAAGUUUUUUCCCUGCUGAACAAACAAGCAACUGGAAAAUUGGUCGAAUCGGCGUUCGAACAUUAAUCAGCACGAGUCUAAUUAAUUCCCAAUGCAUUAGGGAGCAGUAUGAAAAGACAGAAAUUAAAAAUGGAAAGAUUAAUAUUAGAGAUCAAAAAACGACUUCUUCCCUUUUUUCGUCUUUUCCGGUGGCUGAUGUGGCUCUGAAGGACAUGUUAAUAAUGAGAAGCGGCCGAGCAGACGGAAGGAAGUUUCCAACGACUUCCUUUUUUGCCCCGAGACAGAUGAAAUUUCAAAGAAUUGGUAAUUUGCUCAGGAAUUUUUCCACUUGAUGAAACAUCUGAACGUCUUCUUCGUUCUUUUAUUUCUAGUCUGAUCCGAAGAAUACUCAUCUGUCGGCAUGGAAUGCAUUUUCAGUGAAUUUUUGAGGUUCUGAGCCAUUGAAUGAGCAAAAAAGGAGUUACGGUAACCUACGCUUUUUUGAGAGAAACUAGUGGUGAAUUGAGAAUAGGUGACAGAUCUGAAAGGCCAAUAGAUAAUUUUGAAAAAUGUGUUUAAACAAAAAAAUGUUUUUCGUAAUCUUCAUAAGACAUUUUAGCUCACAGAGCUUUUCUUUUUUUUUUUCUAGCCAAAGUUGCUCUCUGAUUUUCAGAAUAACCAAAACCUGCAUAAAUAACUAUGAACUAGAGGAAUAUGAAAAAUGUUUCUUCUUGCUUAUAAAAACGGAUUUUUUUUUUCAAUUUCUUACGAAAUCACAACCCUCCGAUUCCUAUAAACGUGAGAAAAUCGUUUUCAUUCUUCAUCCUGUCCAAAGACCCUUUUUUCUCUCUUAGAAUGUCUUCUUUGAUCUACAUUUCCAUUCUCUGGACGGACAACGAGCCAAAAAAGGCGAACGAACCAAAAGCCUCAGAGGCGCGGAAGAAAGAAUUGAUUUCCGCUAUUUCUUCGUUUUUCACGUUUUCCUUGCGCAGACAACUCUGCCGCCAACUCCCUUUUAUCUCCUUUAUUCGUAGUUUUUUCCCUUCGUUGCUCUUUGUCUCUUUUUGUCAUUUUAUGACGAUUUCGAGAUUCACCUUAAUCCUCGCCAAUUCACGGAUUAGUGGGCUUCACCUCGAAAAAACAAAUAAAUGAAAAAGGGAGGAGGGGUCAGUAGUGACGUCCGUCUUAGAUGGGCUUCGAAAUUAAAUUUUUUCUUCCGUCCUUGAGCUAACUAGAAAGAGGAGGCUGUCCUUUUGAAAAUAUCUCCUUUUUCCGGACCCAAGAGUAAAGUAGAGAUGGUUGAAAGACUUUGUGUCAUGAAUAAUUUUGAAGUCUUCUGCAAAAAAAAAAAUCUUCUGAAUCUAAACCACGAAUAAAUUGCAUUGUGAAAACUAAUCAACCACGCUUUGUUCGAAAUCCAUCAAAUUUCGAAAAUUUCUCUCUUUUCGUCUUCAUUUUAUUCCAUUCCAAUCCGUCAGAUCCUCCCCCGAGAAAACACGGAAUUUUUUCUCCAUUUGAGAAGAGUCCCUCUGAAAUUCGACCCUGUGGUUCUUCCUGACGCCAUUCGUGAAGCCGUAAAUCCGCCAAAAAUGUCCUUUUUCUCGUUUCAUGCCAUUGGAAUAAAAAUGAAUGGUUUUUUUGUUAUCCAGAAAAAAAAAAUUGGCAUUUGCAUGUAAAUAGCUCACCGAAAGCGUCUAUAAACAGCAAUAUUAUUACGUUCUGUAUUUUAAUUGAGAGAAUAAUUGGGAAUUUAUGAUAGAUUUGAAUAAUCGUGCAACUAAGUGAAGAAGAUAUGAUGUAAAUCACCUCAAUAAUCGGUUUUUGACUCUUAUGAAAAGCUCAUUUUUUUUUCUCUCUUUACAUGGAAAAUAUCCAUAAGUCAGUUGUUUGUCGCAUUUUUCGUUCGUUCUUCCCACGCUUGGCUUCUCGUGCCACUUUUCCAUUUGCCAUGUUCUUGUUUAUCGAUUUAUGCUUUUUUUUUCCAAUUUUUUUAUUUUUUGGACUUGCAAACAUCAACAACUCAAAGUUCCAACCAUUUUCCAAAAGUGCCUGGCGAUUUAUAAAUCAUUCAUCUCGUAUUUAAACGUCCUGGAAAAUGGGAAGGCGCAAAGCUUUCAAGUAUAGGUGCUUUAACGAUUUUUUAGUGCCAACGCUCGUAAGUCGUUUCAAGUCGGUCGCGCCUAUAAACAUUGGAUUUUUUUCUUUGCUUUUUCGAUUUUCUUUGCUCUUUCCAUCCUUAAAGCUACGAAUCGGUUCCUUUUUAUUUUGUUGGAACUUCUUGCAAUUUCUGACUUCCAGAGGGGUGAUGGUAAAGAUCCACGACUUCUCGGAGGAUGACGACGCCGGCGCCGAGGAGGAACUCACCAAAGAAUUCGUUCCCAAUGACGCGCCAAUGGAAACCUCGACCAAGGCGGCCAUCACUGAGUUGGUUCUUCGGAAUAAAGAUUUAUCUUUUAUCCAAGAUUUUUAUUUGAAACGGAUUUUUCUAAAGUUUUGUAAGAUUCAAGUUAAAAGCUCCAAUUUUUGCACGAUUUUUAUGUACAAAACAGAAAUCUUCUCUCAUUUCUUGCUAUUACAUUAUCAAUAUCGUGUAUAAAUUCUAAUUGAAGGUACAUUUACAUUGUAAAAAAACAACGGAGAGGGAAAAAUGAUUUUUUUCUCCAUUUUCUAAAAAAAUAGAAGGACCUCCGACUUUUAAAUUAUGAAACAAUUCGAUUCAUCAUGCCGUUUUUAAAACUUCAAACAUAGUAUCCACUUCCAACAUUUUUUAUUUAAUCAUGAACGCCUCCUCGAUAUUUGGACAGCUGAACUAUUCAUUCGGACUUUUUUUUUUCACAUCAGAUAUCGUGACGUAAAACUGCGUGGAAACUUUUAACAAUGGCUUUUCCCACAAAUAUUUUCAUAAUUUUCCUAUUGUCAAAAGAUUUUCGUAAACAACCUUGUUUUUAACCAUAUUUGGUUUCGUUUUCGGGAAACUAUUACCAAAAUGGAAAAUCCGUACACUUUCAAUGUUUGAACCGCUUUCUAUUUACGCUUCUGAGAAUAGUAGAAAAAUCGAAUUAAUGGCGAUCGCCGGACGGCGCAUAACUCAAUUAGGAGCGAUUCGCUGGGUUCUAUCACAAAUUCCGGACGAUUUUACGAGGAUUUUCAGCGAGAAAGAUUUUUUCUCCGGAAAAUGGCUUUUUAAAACGAUCAAUUUUUCAAAAUUGUGAACUCAAAGCUUUUUUAUAUUUAAGUGCUGUCGUUGGAAAGCGGAGAAGAACCCAGGAAACAAACAAUUUUUUUGAAAAUUUUAUUUUUUUCAUGUGAAAGAAAAAUAUGAUCUCCAAACCUUUUACGAAAAGUCUUUAUACCAGUAGUUUGCCUUCAAAUUGUAUCUCACUUUUCAAAAUUCUCAUAAAGGAAAGAUUUUCCUGGGAAAGAGUCGAGUUUUUCAGACUAGCCCACAACUUCAAAUUAGCAAAUUUUCAGUAGCGAUGACGUUUUCUACAGAUUAAAAAAACAUGUGAGACUGGCGAGGAACGGCAAAAUCUAAUUAAAAAAUCGGCACUCUUCGCACUUUUCCCACAAUGAUGUGAGGGGAAGCUGAGUAGUGCUCACAAAGUUUCAUUCUUUGAAUUUUGUGGGGCCCACUGUUUUAUAGACGACCUUUUUUUUAUUCAAAAAAAAGAAAGAAAAAAAAAACUGUUGGCGUUCAUAAGGUCAAAUAGCUAAUUGAGUUUGGCGGUCGAGAGAUGCCGAGAAAUGCAAAUUGAGCCCAAUUGGCAUUUGAGCGCAAACAUUUCCGACAUGGAUGCAGCUCAUUUUUCGGCUCUUUUCUGAACGUUUUCUUCAUUUUUUGCAGAGCGACGACGACCGGCGAAUCGAUAAAAGAUGUGGUCGUGAGCAAGGUGAUCGACGUGAAGGACGUCGUCAAGGCCAAAGUCAUGAAGGAAACUGGAAGUUAGUUCAUUUUGCAAGUACUUCCUUCAAAUAGACUCGUUCAAAAUUUUCUCCUGGGACAAAGGCCUUUUUUGAAAUAAUAUCUCUAAAAAAACAAGCGAUGGGAUUCAUAAGGCAAUUUUUUGACGUUCCAAGAACACAUUGAGAAUUAAUUAAUAAUUUUAUAUGCAAAGUUUUUUUAUCGUGGUUGGUAACGUGAAACGGACAUGCUCCAGACGUUGGCAUUUCUAGUGACCACUUUAGUAGCCUCAGCACUUUUAAGUGAUCCCUAGAAUCGCCCAGAAACGUCCGGAGUACGUCCGUUUCGCGUUACCAAUGUCCGAGAUUUCAAAAUCACGAGUGAAGUUUUUCCAUGGAGCACAGCUACUCAAGUAUACAUUUUUUAAUUAUUCAACUUCAAAAUUCUUAUCACGGCGUUCCCGAACGGGGUGGGAAGACGUCAACAAAAACUUUGGCGCGAAAUUCGAAAUCUCAAGUACGCAGCCAAAGGUGAUCGAACAAACAAGUUAUUAACGUUGAAUACUCAGUGUAAUUAUGACGUCAUUUUAUCCGGAGCGCGCACUUACUUUUUUUUUUGUAAAUUCAGAAACUUUGACGCCUCGUUCACCCUCCCUCACCUCUUUAGGAAUGCCGUGUUAUCUUAAUUUUUAGAAUAAAUUUUGAGUGUUUCAUAUGCUAAUAUAAAAGCAAUAUAAUCGGUUUCGAAAAAAAUUUGGCUUUUUUUGAAUAUUGUGGUUUACUUUUUUUGCCCUCCUGAGCUUUUUUUAUUUUACGACUUUCCUCAUAUUUUACUAUGAAAAAAUCAAAUUUACUGAAAAAUAAAUUCAAGAGAGCUUUAAAAAAUUCCUAUUUGCCUCAUGACUUUACAAAAUUUUCCGAAUCAGCUUACAUUUCCAGUUGUAUAUUUUCGGCUUCUGAUGCUCUUCACACGAAAAUUAUUCUGUUUCAUUUUCGAGAAGACUAAAAACAGAAUUUUUCCGUGGAAUCUCAAAAAAACAAUCAAGCGAAUGGGAAAAAAAAGGCGUGUUGUUCCAUUCCGCGCCUCACGAAUUACUAUAUUUGCACUACAAAUUAGACUAGGGUAAUUUGCGAUAAAUUUUUCCAGUGCCGGAAUGGGCGUUCGUUUUCUUGGGCAUCAUCUUCAUGCUAAUUGUUCUCGGAUGCGGCUUCAUGCUCGUGCGAAAGUUGUUCGGCAAAAAGAGGCAUGGGGAGAAGAACAAAAAGGUGCGUUUUGGGGUGGAAACCACGUUUUUCUUUGAUUUAGUUAAACAAAAGAUCUGUAAAAAUUAUUUUUUUAAGACUGGGCAAGAAAAACUUUUUCCAAUAGUCAUAAAUUUUUAUUUUCGGGGAAAAAGCUGAUUUCUAUCGGUUAGAUCAGGAAAUAGCUCGGACCUCGUUAACGAAAACCAGACUUGCUCUGGACUUCUUUGAGGGACCACUUAAGAGUUCUGACGCUACUAAAGUGGUGACUAGGCCCCGACAAGUCCGAGAAAGUUCUGUGGUGGUUUAUUCGAAAAACUAGAGCGAGAUGAAAAGUGAAAAAAAGUUUUGCUCUGCCGAAUUUGAAAAAAAGAUCGUAAUUAUCUGAUCCAUUUUUGCAGUAAUAAAUGAAAACAGAUUGAUUUCAGGGUGGUUUCAAAGGUCUUUUCGGCAAAGGACAAGAAGUCAUCGACGGAAAGAAUAUUGGCGGCGUGAGUCAUUUUUUUAUUUUUUUUUUCCCUACCGAACUUGUUUUUCAGAUGGCCCAGGACCUAGAAGAGCUCGGAGACGCGAUGGAACAGAACGAAAAGGCGCAGGCCGAGGAGAAGGAGGAGGUCAAGCUCGGCCGGAUACAGUACAAACUCGACUACGACUUCCAGCAAGGACAGGUGCGAAAACCGUUUUUUGGUCGGCUACGAUAGUCUUUGAGAAAUUUCGGUCAAAUUGUGGAGAAAAACUUUUCCAAAAAGCGAGCAAUUUGGUAGAAAAAGUGUAUAAUAGAACUUUAUGCAAUUGCAAUUUGAAAAACAGAUUUUUUUUUUUGAUUUGAAGCUCAUUCUUAUUGUAUCGAUAACAUUUACUGAACAGUCCAAAAUUCUUUGAAAAACGGAGAAUUUAAAUCGAGAAAAAAAGUGAAGCGAAAACUAUUCGAAGAACUUGUACGAAGGCGUUGUGAGUUUCUUUUUUAGAAGGAAUAAAAAUAAUUUUUUCACUUUAUUCUCUUCUAUCAUGAUAAUCAUACUAUACAGCAUUUUCUACAGUCAUAACUUAUUUGGAAUUUUUUUAUUAUUUAGGCUUUUUGAUUGAAGGCAUUCGCGUUGAAUAAAUCAUCUCGCUUCUCAGGCUUAGAAAAAAUUUAUUUUACAGGAAAAAGUUUCGGAUAAAAAAAUUUCAGUGAUUUUGAAAAAUUAUCCCUUUUUAAAUCGUAUUUUUUUCAACUUUUUUUGGUCUCAUUUUUGAAAUUUAUACAGAAAGAAAAACUUGAAGUUUUUUUGAAGUAAAUUGAAGUUGAAGUAGAAGUUGAAAUUGAAGUAGUAAAGGUCUUUUUGUAAAUAUGAGUAAAAAAAUUUCUUUUUAUUCGAUUGCUUGCGUUUUUUUCGUUUUCAUAACGCAACUUAGCUUUCAAACUUUCAAGUUUUCUUCGAAGUUAUCAACUAUUUGUUCAGUUAUCCGUGACGGUGAUCCAAGCAGAAGAUCUGCCAGGAAUGGACAUGAGCGGGACCUCAGAUCCCUACGUCAAGCUCUACCUGCUGCCCGAGAAGAAGAAGAAGGUCGAGACCAAGGUCCACCGGAAAACCCUCAACCCUGUCUUCAACGAAACUUUCAUCUUCAAGGUAUAUUAUUUUUCUCAUUUCGAGUCCUCAAAAUAACGGCUUUAGGUCGCUUUCAACGAAAUCACCUCGAAAACCCUUGUCUUCGCCAUAUACGACUUUGAUCGUUUCAGUAAACAUGACCAGAUUGGACAGGUACUUUUGAAAGAGGAAAAUACUCUAACUAAAUGUUGCCUAGGUACUGAUCCCGCUGGGUAAGAUCGAUUUGGGACAAGUUAUCGAAGAAUGGAAAGAUAUCGCGCCGCCGCCGGAUGACAAAGAAGCGGUGGGUUUUCAGAAAUACAGGACAUUAAUGUUUCGAUCAAUAAAGCUCGGGAAUAACAAACUAUUGAUUUUUGAAACUGUAUGCCGUUUUACAAUAGUCUUCAGUUUUUUCUCAUAAAAUUGUGGGUUUUUAAUUUUCUCGAAACGGAAUUUUCGUUGAGUUGAACUGAUCUAGGUUUCAUUAUUUGAAAUUCUUUCAGCAACUAGGGAAAUUUUUAGUGGCCACUAUAGAGGCUCGCCAAGGACAACUUGGAGAGAACACUAAAGUGGCCACUGAACCCACCUCUAUAGUGGCCACUAUAAAGAUUCUCAAUUAAAAUGGUUUUUUUCAUCUAGUAUUGCUUCCAGUAAUUCUGAUAAUUUUAAAACAAACAGAUUAGACCAGUUAUGUUAAUCCAUCGACCCCUGAAGCGGCCACUAAAAUUUUUUGUGGUCUAGUAGUAGUACUUAGACCUUUAUAGUGGCAACUAAUUUUUAACCUCUCAAUUGGUCACUAAUUUGACUACUAUAGUGGCCACUAAAACGUCAAAACCCUAUAGAGGCCACUAAAAAUUUUCCCAAAAUGUUGUAUUUUUUUAAAAACAGCUAGAUGAACGUCUGUUCAGAUUUUGAAUGUCAAGUCAUUUGCUCAAGCUCCGCCCCUAAUGGUCCGAUAAACCAAUCAGAGAGCGAUUAAUUUAAAGAGCGUUUUCGAAUGACGUCAUUGUACUUGAAAUUCGAUUCCUAAACAGACAAAUAUUUUUUUCUCACUAAAAGUACGAUUUUCAAUCUGUUUCGGGUUAUUUAUCAGCUGGCGCCAUUUUUGGAAAUUUCAGUUCAUUCCCGACGAAUUUUUUUUUCUAACGAUUACAUUGCAAAAAGGAGUAUGAUUUUUCUUAAGAUAUUAAUGAAGAGGAACAGCUCGAAAUUGAUCUUGUUAUUUUUAAAAGGAGAAAUUCUUCAGGAUAAAUCGCUCGGAGACAUUUGCUUCUCCCUCCGAUACGUCCCUACCGCCGGAAAACUAACUGUAGUGGUUCUCGAGGCGAAAAACUUGAAGAAAAUGGACGUCGGUGGACUUUCAGGUAUACUUUUCGUCCAAGCAAGAAAAAGACGUUGUCAAAUAUGGAAAUAGCAUCUUCGUAGAUCCAUACGUGAAGGUGGAAAUCCUUGAGAAUGGGAAACGGCUGAAAAAGCGAAAGACGAAGAUCAAACGCCGCACUCUCGACCCCUACUACAAUGAGGCGUUCUACUUUGACAACCUGCCCUUUUUGAGAAUCGAGGUCCAUUCUCUGACAAUCGAGCCUAUGGGGAUCGCUAUAACAUUUGAUUAUGGCGCGUUCAAAAUUAUUUUUUACUCUGGGAACCACUUAAGAGUUUCCUCAAGGACCACUUGGGAAGGAAACUGAAGGGACCACUGAAACAACCUUAAUAAAAGUCUCAGUGGCCACUAUAAUAGUUUAGUGGUAGAUUUCUAAAGUGGCCGCUAAAUUUCAGCCAUUUCAGUAUACAUUAGAGAUUGAGUUUUUUCUCCAUGUUUUUCGAGGCCCUCAAGAUUAUUUUUAUUGAUAAAAAGCUUCAAGAAUUCACUAGAAUAGCCUAUUUACUAAAAAAAUUUUUAUUCGCAAUUUUAAGCUGAAUUUUUGGGAGCACAAUCUCUAUACGGCUUUUAGUUUCCUCUCAAAAAAUACUGAAGUUUUUUGACUGGAAAUCCAUAAAAUAAUAACCGAAUAAUGAGCACUUUCCCCAAAUUUUCGAAACUAUGGUCGCCGAAAAGUCUGAUUUUUCUGUUAUCAAGCCCAAAGAGGAACCUUGAACGUAUCAAUUAAGAGGAUCACUUUGAACGUGCCCAUCCGUUACAGCGAUCUUUGGGCACGAACGUCAGAGUUUGAAAAAAAAAAAAAGAAAUACUAACACGCGCAUAAUUACUGCUUCAUAGUGUCUGGUUCGCUUCAAAGUCCCUUUUUCUUUCUUUUAAUAAAUUGAACGACUAAACGAGCAGUUCAACGAAUAAGUUAGGUAGCUCGAACCUUGGCUAAAUUAGAAGGAGGACAGGGAUGAAUUUUUCAUUAUUUCUGUACUUAGUUAUAAAACGAGACUUUAAAAAAGAAAUGUGAGGCGAAUUUUUUGCGUUUCAUCUUUUUUAUAUUGAAAUUUAAGUGAAGAACAAAAAAAGUUGGGAAUUUUUCGAAAGAGCGGGUUUUUCAAGUGAUUUGUUGGCGUUCUUUACAAUGCCUAAAGAUUGAGGAUUUUUUUUCCCUUGAUCUGUGAAAAAAAAAACUUUCGAUUCAAAAAUAAGAAUUUUCAUAGCUUUUACUUGAAAUUUUGCUUUUUCUAUUCUAUCAUAUACCCUAUAAACACAACUAAAAUCACCUAAUCUCUGAAAAAAUUCAAUUAACCUGCACGUUUCGCGCCUUUCAGACCCGUACGUGAAGUUGGUGCUGAUGCAAGGCGGGAAGCGACUGAAGAAAAAGAAGACGUCGAUCAAGAAGUGCACCCUCAACCCCUACUACAACGAGUCGUUCAGCUUCGAAGUGCCCUUCGAGCAGAUCCAGGUCGCUUCUAACAAAAUCGCUUUUUCUUGCUUUCUUUCUCUCUUUCUCACACAUUAUAUGAGCUAACUGACCAUACCGAAAUAGUGAGGUUCACUUUUUGCCCGUCAUUUUUUUCAAAGUCCACUCUGGCGUAAUAGCUGGACACGGUUUCUUUUUCGUUACGGCCAAGAGAAUAUAGUCAAACCUUCCUGACUUGAAAGGCGAGAUAUGUGGGUUGGCAAUGGUGAAGCGUUGCGUACGCGACGCGGCUUUUUGGUGGGGAACUUGAGGUCAAAAACGAGCAACGUUUUUUCUCUUUUUUCGACAAUUUUCCAACAAGUUUCAAUUUUCAUGAGUUGGAAAAGAAUCAGGUGAACAAACAGAAGUAUAAAAAUGAUAAAAAAAAUUCCUCUAUAUUUUUCUAUGGUUGCGUUCGACGACCCGCCGUAAAGCCGCGUCGCGUACGCAACGCGUCAUCCUUGCUAAUCUACCAAUAUCGCUUCUUUAUUCGUGGUAAAUUUACUGAAUGCCGGAGGGAAUUAUGAAAGAAGGACAAGAAAAAAAAUGAACCCAUUAUAAAUUUUUGUCCAUUCACCGAGGUUUAUAUGGAAACUACAGCUGCAGGAAAUCAUAUUUUUUUCAAAACAGUUCAAAAUGAAGGAAGCACUUUUUUUCUUUAUUUGUAAAAAAAUUCAUAAAAGAAAAAAAGUUUUAAAACGAGAAAAAAACUAUAUAUAGUAUAUAAGAAACCACUAACUUUGAAAUUCUCAGAAAUUUCCGAUAAUGAACUCUAGUCGUUUCUCGUCAACGUUCACUUGCAUCAUCCAUCAUUUUUUUUUAUCUCCGAAGAAGACGGUUCUCCACUUUUGCGCGUUUACUUUGUACCUGACGUCAAUUUUUUUUAUCUGAUAAUGUCGUUGAAACGCCAUCGGUGACCGAAAAUUGAACCAUUAGUUUGGCAAUUUAUCAUUUUGCGAAUGUCUCAAAAAAGGAGUCGAAAGUCAAAGAGCUGUUUUUUCAUAUUAACUCCUCGGUGAAGGGACUUCUAUCAGUUCGAUUUCAAAUAGAAACUUUUAGAAAGUAUCCCUGAUGAUUACGGUAAUGGACUACGAUAAGCUCGGAUCGAACGACGCGAUCGGCCGAUGCUUGCUGGGCUGCAACGCGACCGGCGCCGAACUGAGGUCUGUGGAUUCGUGGCGAGACCUGAAUCGAGAUGAAUUUGAAGGCAUUGGAUGGACAUGUUGGCCUCGCCGCGACGACCCAUCGCCCAGUGGCACACGCUCGGUCCCGUCGAGGAGGAGAACGACAAGAAGGACGAGAAGAAGUGA
This is a messenger RNA of Caenorhabditis auriculariae, 17418 nucleotides long. NCBI's taxonomy places the organism in Eukaryota, Metazoa, Nematoda, Chromadorea, Rhabditida, Rhabditidae. The record is from the annotation of a GenBank genome assembly.